Molecule: messenger RNA, 5012 nt
Organism: Gorilla gorilla gorilla (western lowland gorilla)
Lineage: Eukaryota; Metazoa; Chordata; Mammalia; Primates; Hominidae
Gene: NUP58
Product: nucleoporin 58
Exons: 16
Coding region: 930-2729 (599 amino acids)
Biological process (GO): nucleocytoplasmic transport
Cellular component (GO): nuclear pore
Molecular function (GO): structural constituent of nuclear pore
Source: RefSeq, a predicted model, not a curated record
UUCCUCCAGCACCGGAUGUGUCCGAGCGCCCUUCUGGCGGAGCCACACGCGCUCGGCCCAAGGUUCCGCCCUCCAGCAUCAAGAUGCACGGACAGUAUUUGUGGACUUGACCGCAUCCCAGGAAAUCCAGCGGGCCUGGCCACUUCUGGGCGCCAGGACCACAGCCGGCCACCCCACGGACGCCUGGGACGCUCUUCUGGGCCCCCUUCGGGGCUGGGCGUCGGGCUCGCAACAACUGCGACCAACUGGCUCCGCGAGGCCUGGGGCGCAGGGGUGGGGCUCACGUCGUGGGACGGUUGCAUGGAUUAUUUUCGAUUGAUUUCCGAACCUUCAGGAAGCAGACACGCUCCCCUUCCUUCUUAGGGAUGGGGCGGCAGCCAACGAAAGCCCGAAGCCGCCUCCUUUUCUGUGUGGGGAGCUUGGAGAUGCUCAGGAGGGACCUCCCCGAUUCUGCGAUUCUGAGCAUCAUUUUUGGCAGGAGGCUAGAUAGAAGUAGUAAUUGACAUUCAUCACCCUAAAGUGCGGAUUAUGUCAGUACAGAUGCUACGACAGAAGAACUAAAAAAUGACAGAAAUGGUUUUAUUGUUUUUAAACUCUGGGAGCCUACUCCUUUAAGAGAUUAGGCUGUGCGCCGAUUCCCGCCUGGUCCCAGCGUGCCUUGCGCGGCUUGCCGUCGCAGACUCACGUACCCGGGCUCCUUGCGCGACGGUUACACUUCCGGCGGGCUACGUGCGCGCGGCGAGCGCCGGGCGUACUUUUGCGUGGUUGCUCCACCCCCUCAGCCUUGCCUUCGCCGCCGUUGGGGCUGGAAGUUCCCGCCAGGUCCGUGCCGGGCGAGAGAGAUGCUGCCCGGCCCGCCUCGGCUUUGAGGCGAGAGAAGUGUCCCAGACCCACUUCGCCUUGCUGACGGCGUCGAGCCCUGGCCAGACAUGUCCACAGGGUUCUCCUUCGGGUCCGGGACUCUGGGCUCCACCACCGUGGCCGCCGGCGGGACCAGCACAGGCGGCGGUUUCUCCUUCGGAACGGGAGCGUCUAGCAACACUUCUGUGGGGCUCAAUUUUGGAAAUCUUGGAAGUACUUCAACUCCAGCAACUACAUCUGCUCCUUCAAGUGGUUUUGGAACCGGGCUCUUUGGAUCUAAACCUGCCACUGGGUUCACUCUAGGAGGAACAAAUACAGGAAUAGCAACAACUAUAACUACAGGAUUAACUCUGGGAACGCCAGCCACUACAUCUGCAGCUACAACAGGCUUCAGUUUAGGAUUCAAUAAACCUGCAGCAUCUGCCACACCAUUUGCUCUACCUAUUACCUCUACCUCAGCUAGCGGUCUGACUCUUUCGUCUGCUCUGACAUCAACUCCAGCAGCAUCCACAGGAUUUACUCUAAAUAAUUUGGGUGGGACAACAGCCACAACUACAACUGCAUCAACAGGCCUCUCUUUAGGGGGAGCCUUAGCUGGUUUGGGAGGUUCACUUUUCCAGAGUGCAAACACAGGAACAUCAGGACUUGGACAGAAUGCUUUAGGGUUGACUUUGGGAACUACAGCAGCUACUUCAACUGCAGGCAAUGAAGGCCUUGGUGGUAUAGAUUUCAGUAGCUCCUCAGAUAAAAAGAGUGAUAAAACGGGAACAAGACCAGAGGAUAGUAAAGCUCUGAAGGAUGAAAAUCUACCUCCUGUCAUCUGCCAGGAUGUUGAAAAUCUCCAGAAAUUUGUGAAGGAGCAGAAACAAGUUCAAGAAGAAAUUAGUAGAAUGUCUUCAAAAGCAAUGCUUAAGGUACAAGAAGAUAUUAAAGCUCUGAAGCAGCUCCUGUCGUUGGCUGCCAAUGGAAUACAGAGAAACACUCUCAACAUUGACAAAUUGAAAAUAGAAACUGCUCAGGAGUUAAAGAAUGCUGAAAUAGCUUUAAGAACCCAGAAGACACCACCUGGACUUCAACAUGAAUAUGCAGCUCCUGCUGACUACUUCAGAAUCUUGGUUCAGCAAUUUGAGGUACAGCUUCAGCAGUACAGGCAGCAGAUUGAAGAACUAGAAAACCAUCUUGCCACUCAAGCAAAUAAUUCACAUAUAACCCCUCAAGAUUUGUCAAUGGCUAUGCAGAAAAUUUAUCAAACAUUUGUAGCUUUGGCGGCACAACUUCAGUCUAUUCAUGAAAAUGUAAAGGUUCUGAAAGAACAGUACCUUGGCUACAGGAAAAUGUUCUUGGGAGAUGCUGUUGAUGUGUUUGAAACAAGGCGAGCAGAAGCCAAGAAGUGGCAGAACACACCCAGAGUUACUACUGGACCCACUCCUUUCAGCACCAUGCCAAACGCAGCAGCCGUUGCCAUGGCUGCAACACUUACACAGCAGCAACAGCCUGCUACAGGGCCACAGCCAUCUCUGGGAGUUAGUUUUGGAACGCCAUUCGGCUCAGGUAUUGGCACUGGCUUGCAAUCAAGUGGCUUAGGUUCUUCAAACCUUGGAGGAUUUGGAACUAGCUCUGGUUUUGGAUGCAGCACCACAGGGGCCUCCACAUUUGGAUUUGGAACAACAAAUAAACCCUCAGGAAGUCUUAGUGCAGGCUUUGGCAGCUCAAGUACAUCUGGGUUUAACUUCAGCAAUCCUGGCAUCACGGCAUCAGCUGGUUUGACUUUUGGGGUGUCCAAUCCUGCCUCUGCAGGUUUUGGAACAGGAGGACAACUCCUUCAGUUGAAGAAACCUCCAGCUGGAAACAAAAGAGGAAAAAGAUAAACAUGGGUUGAUGUGUUGAGAGAAUCCAUAGCAGCACCGUUCAUUCUAUGAGUCUAUUUUUCUAAUGAUGCAGUAAUUAAAUUGCAUCCCAGGAGAUUUAUAAAGUUUUGAUAUUUUUCCCUACUCUGGAAUUUGAACUUUCUUCAUGUUUGCCAUACUGAACAUCUUUUUUCUUGUGAAUUUAAAGUCCAGUUGUGUUUUCUUUUUAAUUUGAUUCUCAGUGUAAGAAAUGUUCUGAUUACAUCACUGAUUGGUAAUGGUUAGAAACCAUUAACCUAAAACUUACUAUUUAACCUAGUGUUUUUGUUGAUGAGGUUUACAUUAUGUGAAUACAUGCACAUUUGUUUCUUAUACAGGUGGUUUGAACUCUAGGGCCUAUACUAGAAUCAAUUUGUUCCUUGUUAAAGGCCUUUUGAAUUAUACUGCAGGGCAUCUUGUGAAUAUGUAUGUAAAUAUAUACAGAAUAAUACACACAGUUGUGUGUGCAUAUAAAAUACAUAUUUACGCCAGGCGUGGUGGCUCACGCCUGUAAUCCCAGCACUUUGGGAGGCCGAGGCAGGCGGAUCACCUGAGGUCAGGAGUUUGAGACCAGCCUGACAUGGUGAAACCCCAUCUCUACGAAAAAUACAAAAAUUAGCUGGGCAUAGUGGCGGGUACCUAUAAUCCCAGCUACUCGGGAGGCUGAGGCACGAGAAUCACUUGAAGCCGGGAGGUGGAGGUUGCAGUGAGCCGAGAUCGCACCACUGCUCUCCAGCCUGGGCAACAAGAGCAAAACUCCGUCUCAAAAAAGAUGAAAAUAAAAUAAAAUAUAUAUUUACAGGCCUACAACUUUUGCCUCAGACUGUUCCCCUUUUCUAAGGGUAUUCAAGUUUUCACCUUUUAAGCUUCAUAUCCUCAGUGCUUGUAGAAUGAUGAGCUAGAGGUACCAGGUCAUUGCAGUUGUUUGCUUAAAGACUUACAGAAAUGGUUACUGGCGUAAAUACUUGGCCAACUCAACUUUAUUGCCCCUGGUCUUUUCCAUUUUUGUUUCCACCUUAACCUAUAGCAGCUCCUCCAAAUGAGGAAUGCUGUAAGACUCAUCAAACAGAUUUUAACCAUUUUAUUAUCCUGUGUGUCCUUACAUUGCUUCUGUGAGAUGUUUUUUUCUUAUCUGAGAUGAACUUUCAGGAGCCUAUUUGAACUCCAGACUGGUGUUCUGGGGCAAAGAGCUAUUAGCCAAACUGAUUCUAUGCAGGUGAAGGAUGCACUAAAGUUCUCACUUUAGUGAGAACUUUUCUAGCUAUUCCAGUACAGAGUUCUUUCUUAUAGGGCUAUUGAUAUUGACACCAAAUGGAGUGGCUUCUCAGCCUCUUAAUGUCUUAGGUAAGUGCUUAAUUUGGAAUAGAGAAACCAGUAUAUUUUAAAAAAGAAAAAUAUUCUUUGUAGCAACUGUAAAUUCUCCCAUUAUAACAGUGAACAGAGCUCCAGGUAAUAACGCAUAGGCAUGUCAGGUUGCAUCUGUAUAUUUGACUACAUUAGUAUUAGUGACAUCAGGUGGAUAUAAAAGAAAACCCUUGGAAAGAGAACUGCCUUAGCCAUGAUUUCGUUAGUAGACCUAUUUAUGAUUCAAUUGCAGUUUUCAGAUAGGAUGUGAACAUGGAAUUUCAUUGAAAAUAGUUUAAUUUUUUAUAUAAAAGGUUUUGUAUAUAAUGUGUGUCAGUGACUAUUUUCAAAAUCAUUUUCAUCAAGACACCUUUUUUCUAAAAUAGGCAUUGCAUACACAUAUGCACACGUAUGUGCGUGUGCCACACAUAUUUUUUGUAUAAUGUUGGGUUUGAUUAUAAAAGUGUUGUCAAAUGUUUUAUUUAUCUGCAUAUAGCAGUGGUUGGCUUUUUUGAAUUGAAAUUUUUGCGCAUUGAUGCAUUGAAAUAAGGAAAAUUAUUUAUCUCUGAGCACUAAACUUAUUUUUGCAUAUUUCUGUAAUAUUGCAGUUCCCAGAUCCAGAUCAUGGGAAGUUAGGGAAAAUGUGUGAUUUUGUGUUUUGAAUUACUGUCAGAAUUACAUACACAAUUACAACAAACUUUUUUUAAAAGACAUUUCAUUGUACUGCAAAAAUCUGAAUAUUUAUAUUUCUUGUUUUUUUCUUUAUAUAUUUUGCAUUUUAAUAUGUUGAGCCACUGGAAAUUUGUAACAGAUUAAUUUGUUAUAGGAGUUUAAAUGUGUUGUCAUUGUCUCCAUUGUCUUUGUCCAGAGCCCAUUAUUAUGGAAACAAUAAAAUUUAUUGUGUCAGUUGCUUUGAUUCUU